GGGUAGCGCUAGAAGGCGUCUAGAAGAGGCGACAAAGCUGCUGCAAUCACAGAAAGGAGCAGCGGAGUGACCGCUGUAAGUGCAAGGGAAAGUGCAGAAGGGCCCGGGCUGGAGCCAGAGAAGCUGGCUGGAGGCCGAGCGCGCUGCUGCGGGCCGGAUACUCACUGCCUGCUGGGCGCAGAGCGAGAACGCAGGGAGAGGACUCGCCUUCAUUCGUUCUGUGAAUCUUCAUGCACAGCCUCCUUCCGUCUCCAGGCAGACAUUCGUGUGCCGCGCGGUACAGGGGUUUGUGAGGCGCCGAGGACCAAUUCUCAUUACCACCUGGUGCCCAGACACAUACAACAAACCUGGGCGGUGGAGGCCUUGCUUCAGCCCAGGCUUCCUUUCCUGCUCCGAGGGCAAGAUGGCAGAGAAUGAAGGUUCCCAGGACACCUUGCGGCUCCAGUUCAGGGCCAUGCAGGAGAUGCAGCACAGAAGGUUACAGAAGCAGAUGGAGAAACGGAAGGAAAAAGAACUGAGCCUCCAAAGCAGAGUCAAUGACCAGAAAGAGCCCCUGGAGAUCUCUGAUGGCCUCAGCGUCCUCCAAGCCGGGGAGCAGAACUCAAAAACCAGCUUUGAACAGAGGGUGCUUGAAGAUGAGAUCCAACAGCUGCGGGAUCAACUCAGGGAAACAGUGGAUGAGAACGGGCGAUUGUAUAAGCUGCUAAAGGAGAGGGAUUUUGAAAUCAAACACCUCAAAAAAAAGAUAGAAGAGGACAGAUUCGCCUUCACAGGGACAGCUGGUGCAGCUGGAGAUGUGAUCGCCACCAAAAUUGUUGAGCUGUCCAAAAAGAACCGGGUGCUGAUGGCAGAGUCAGAGGGCGCGAAGACCAGAGUGAGGCAGCUGAGCAACCGCAUCCAGGAGCUAGAGCAGGAGCUGCAGAUGGCCCUUGCCAGAUUGCCAGCCAAGGGGGCCACCGACGCAGGAACCAAGCCUCUGAGGGCCCAGAUGGGAGACAGAAUCUUGCCGGAGAGCCCAGAGGUGAAGGUCUUGCAGGACAGGCUGGCGGCUACAAACCUGAAGAUGAGUGACCUCCGCAACCAGAUCCAGGCUGUGAAGCAGGAGCUCCGGAUAGCCCAGAAGGUUUUGACCAGUGAGGUUGGGGAAGAUGUGAACAUCCAGCAGCUCCUGUCCUCUCCUGGCUCCUGGAGGGGUCGGGCUCAGCAAAUCCUCGUCUUGCAGAGCAAGGUUCGAGAGCUUGAGAGACAGCUGGGACAGACCCGGAGCCAGUCUAUAGAAACAGCCAGUGAUGAGCUGCCUGCCCAUCCAGACCCAAGGAAGCUGUCAGCACAGGAGAAAAACCUAUUAAGGAUCCGCAACCUGGAGAGAGAAAAACAGGAAGGCUGGGAGAAACUUGCGGCGGAGCGAGAUGCCCUCCAGAGAGAGCUCGAAGAGCUGAAAAAGAAGUUUGAGGGUGUGAGGUCCCGCAACAAGGUGCUGUCGAGUGAAGUGAAGACCCUCAGGAGUCAGAUGGGGACCCUCGUGGAGAAGGGCCGGCAUGAUGACGAGCUUAUUGAUGCCCUCAUGGACCAGCUGAGGCAGCUACAGGAGAUACUGGGCAGCCUGAGUCUACAGGAGGAAAAGACACGAGUGUCCCAGCACCACCUGGACCAGCAGCUCAACAACGAGGCUCAGCGGAGCAGCAGCCUUGUGGCCCAGCUGCGGGCCAUGGUGGCUGAGCGGGAGGCCAAGGUGCGGCAGCUGGAACUGGAGAUCGGGCAACUUAGUGUGCAGUAUCUUCGGAAUAAAGGAGUAGGUGAGGGGUCCACUGGGCCUGAGGUCAACCCUGCCACCACCAAGUUCCCCAAUGAUCUGGGCCUGGCCAGGUCCCCAGCCUCAGCAGCAGGUGAUCACGCUGGCAGGCUUGGAUCUUCACGCUCCGUGACCAGCCUGGGCCACACGCUGGUGGAAUCUGCUCUCACGUGGCCUUCCCUGCCCAGUCCUCACGGGCCAUCACCCAGGUUCUUGGACUCACCAGAACAAAAAGGCUGGCAGACACAGGUGACAGAGUUCAAGGCCCUCUGGCAGGCCGCUGAGGUGGAACGUGACCGGCUCACAGAAUUUGUCACUGUCCUGCAGAAACGGGUGGAGGAGAGCAACAUCAAGCUUCUGGAGUCGGAGAGGAAGCUGCAGGAGGAGCGGCACCGCACCGUGGUGCUGGAGCAGCACCUGGAAAAAAUGCGCCUGGAGCCUGCAAGGACGUCAACCUCUCAGAGAGCAGCCCCCAGGAGCAAAACAGGUCUUCCCGCCUCUAACACCAAGCAUAACCUGAACGGGAGUGAGAGGAAGGACCUGUCCUCUACCCAGCUCUCCAAUGUGCCUGUGGAAUCCCAGAUGGAGGAGCUGACCACCAGGAUAGCCAUCCAGGUGGAGGAGAAUGAAAUGCUGAAGGCUGCCCUGGACAGUACCCUGCGGGGAAAGGAGGAGGACUUCCGUAUGUACCACGAGACCCUGGGCCAGGUAAAAGGAGUCUUUCUGCAGGCCCUGCGGCAGCAGAAGGUGGACAAGCACUAGGAUGGCAGCUCAGGCUGGACAGGGCAGCCUCCGGCCUUGAGAGGACCAGGAUCUGUCUGAGGAAUCCAUCUGCCCCUGAAAGCCAAUCUGGGGCAGCCAGCUGGGCCACUUCUCCCAGAAGAGACUUUCCAAGGGUGACCAGAGCCAACAAACCAUGGUAGGAAUGCAAAGGAGAAGCCCUGGGCAGGCUUGGCUACAGCAAGGAAAGAAGCCCAGUGGUCUGUUGGCAUCAGCAAGAGCUCUGGGAUGACAAGCUGGUUUUGAAUGUACAGAUGCAGUCCCUUGGGCAGGUGCUCAUCAGCCUUGUCCUAGAGCCUAGUGGGGGACCCUUGAUGCCCACAGGUCUCCAUAUGUGCAGGAGAGCCCAGAGUGCUCCAGGCUGGGAGCAUCCCCAGCCCCACCCCCCUAUCCCUCACCAGAGCAUCCUCACACACCACUCCCCGCUCCAUCCCCACCCUCCACAGACUUGGGAGCAUCAUUCUCUCUUGUCAGCCCACCCUUUAGGGCUCUUCCAUUGAUGCAGACUCUCAGGCUUGUAAUAAUAAUGGUGUUUUCAUGAUCACUGCAGCUCCCAGUGAGCAUCUACUUGGCAACCUGACCCCAUUUAGACCUCCAGGAUCCCAGGGUGUUGUCACCCCAUUUUACAGAGAAAGUGAGGCUCACAGACAAUGAGCUAACAUUUAACACUAGCCUGCCUGCUUGCAAAAACCAGGGUCCUCCAGUUGAGCGGAUUAGGUAUAGGUGUGUGACAGGGACUGUUGGCACGCAACUCCAACAGUAGGUGUGCCUACCCACUGCUGGGCAGCUCUGCCCCUCACAGCUGCUCCAAGAGGCACCUCCUUUUACUUUCAAAAGGCUGAAGCUUGUGAGUGCUGGUGGCAGAGGGCAGAGGUGGGGCCAACUUGGAGCUUUGGGCAGAAGAAUUUUGAGGCAGUGGGUCCAGAAAAAGGCAUGGUGUGCCUCCCUCACUGCAGCACUGGGGUGAACUGGGAGGGGUGCUGCUGCUCCAUGCCCCUCUGUGACUGCCGCAGAGUGUCAUCCCCUCUACUGCAGUUACUGCCAUGAGGAGGGGUGGCUCCAUGGUCUGUGGCCACACACCCCAACUCUAGAUAUUAUGGCCACAACUGUGCACGCACAGGCCACACCAAAACACAGAUGUACACAGAUACCUAGACUCAGGAGCAUGCAACUAUAUGUAUACACGUUACCACAGACAGUGCCAGCACAACACUCAUAGGCCCCUCCACACAGGUGAGUGAGGUUGCGUGCAUGCCUGUGUGGAUGUGGAUGCACAUUCCCACUUGUGAAGACCAGUCAUGUGUGUCACCUGUGUGGUGACUCACAAACACAGUAGUUACUGUGAAAAUCCCCUCCCCAGGGGAAACCACCUGGGCCUUCUAGGACCCUGUCUGCUUGAGCUUUUCCUCAGAGGUGAGGCUGAGGAGGGAUUUUGUGCCAGCCUUCCACUCAGAGCUCCCAAUCCUGUAUGGGAUACAGGUCUAGAGACCCCCAGCAAGUGUAGUGAAAGCCAUCAGGAUGAAGGGAUCCUAAGGGUCCCUGAAAAGGAAGUUUCCCUCUGAUCCCACAUGAAGUGAAAUAGCCAGGCAGAGCUAGAGAGAGGAAGAGGACCUGUGCUGGGAGGUGGCUGUGUGAGAGUGAGGAAUGCGCCAGAUGCAGUUAGAAUGAGGCCAAGCAGUUAGCACCUUCUCCUGCAGGCGCCAGGGAGCCCAGAGGGUGAUCUAAGUGCAGAGGGGUGCAAGCUCUGGCCCUAAGCAGAGCCCCUGGGAGGGGAAGGCAAGCAUAGGACUGGCCAUCCUUCUUGGGGAUGGAUGGAGGGCCAGGGGCCACCUCAAGGGGGUGCAGGGUGGCAUGAUCCAUACCCUUGACUACUCAAGGUAGUUUUGCUGUCCUUCCUGGCCCAGGGCUGGGUAUGAGGAGGAAAGGGUUUCUGGCCCUGGAGUCUGAACAGGUAGGAGUGCCUGAGGCAGAUUUCUCUCCACUCACCACCUGUGUAGCCUUGGGCAAGUUACUUAACCUUCUGAGCCUCAUCUGUAAAAUGGGGACACUAAUAGAAACCUUCCUCAAAGACUGUUAUCGGUGUCAGAAUGCCUCCAAGACACUUAACUGAUUUUAGCUUGCUGUGUACUUCUGUAGGGACAUGUGUCAAUAGAUGGAUUCCACAUUGGAUGGGGAGGAAACUGCAGGUGGGCACAAGAAAUCCUGUUAGCACAUUUUCGGGUAAACUGAUUAGCGGGCAUCUUGCAGAAGUUAGUCUGCAAUCUUUAGCCAACUAUGGGUGUAAACAGGACAGUUUUAAUUUACAGGUUCUGCAGGCAGCCCUGAGAGCUUUGCUGUGGAGCUGUGUGCCAACAGUCCCUGUCACACACCUGCCACCAGCACCCUCAGCUUAGUCAGAGCAGGUCUACUCCACUCCCCUGUCAGAAUCUCUCUUCAGGACUCACUGAGUUAAAAGGUGCCAAGUGCUAGCACAGCAGCUGGCACACAGUAAGUGCUCAAUAAAUGUUAGCCCUCAAUAUGACCUCUAUUAGUUCAACAAAUACCUGUCGAGCAACUCCUCUGCCCCAAACGUGAGGGUUUCAAGCAAGGGAGACACAGUCCCUGAGCUCUAGGAAGCCUCAGGUCAGCUGGGGAGACAGAUUCCUAAGCCACUAUCCAAUCAGCCAGCUGGCCAUCAAGCAGUCAUUGAGUGCCAACUGCAUGCCAACCUCUCCAGGACUGUGAGGGGCCUGGGGGUGAAUUUGACUUGCUGCUGCAUUCAGGGACCUGCUGGUCCAGACAGAGAGGCUUGGGAAACAGAGGGCCACCACGGACCAGAAGGGGUAUGCAGGAGCAGAACCUCAGAGCCCCCUGUAUUUCCUGCUGUGGCUUCCAGGCUCUUUGCCCAGGUCUGGGUGGGGUGGGGGCUGUCCUUCCAAUCUCCUAGAGGUGUGGGUGGAGGAGGGUAAACGGGGAAGGCCCAGGAGAGCCUUUAAGGGAGGAAAGGGUUUCUGUCAAAGGAGCCAAGAACUAGGGCCCUGAAGAAUAUAACUCAAGUGGGUCAGGUGGGGAGUGGGGCAACCUGGUCCAUCCAGGUUAGUGUCCAUGGCCCCUCCUGAGUAGCACCACUUACUACUGUCCCCGUAGCCAUGAGCAUGACCUUCCCAGCUCUCAUGCCAGUGGGCAGCAGGUGGGCUAUAAGUGCCUUUCACAGAUGAGAACACUGAGGACCCUACCCAGAGCCACAAGGUGGUGGGCGCAGGUGACAGGUGCAUGGAGAAUGGAGGAACAACAAGCAGAGGCUGAGGAUGGAGAAACCUCAUGUGAGGCCUCUCCCUGGCUGUACCCCAGGCAGGUGCUGUGGACCUGGAGCUCAGGUGACAGUCUCACUGACAGGUGAGACAUGGUUGAGCCAUGGGCAUGGCUUGGCCACUGUCCCAUGGGGGCCUCUAGGGCACCACAGCUGAACUGGACAAGGCUGCAGUCUGGCUCAGGCUGACCCAGCCCCAAACACAUCCCAUUGUACCUGGGCCAUUCCCUGCUCUCAGGAGUCCAAGUCAGGUUGCCUGCAGCAAAAGGACUCAUUUGGGGCCCCGCCCCCACUUCCAGUGGCCAGAACUAGCCUCCCAAUCUAGGGAGCCCAUGACCACCCUACAAGGAAGUCUCUGCCCACCCACCCCCUCUCCACAGGCUGCCACACACACCGUAUCUCCUACAGUCCCUGAGCCUUACACACACACACACACACACACACACACACAGAGUACAUCACAGGAGUACACACACAUGCCAUAAACAACAUACCAAAAAAACCCACACAGACCCCACACACAACCAAGACAAUUAUACACACACACAUUUUCCCUGCAUUUUUACUUUGAUCAACAAGAAACAUGAAAAGGACCUGAGACUUGAGUGAAUUGGCCCCCCUGCCCACCUUUCCCAGUAGCCCUUGCUGGUCUUCCUGCAGUCACUUCCUGCUCCUCAUUUUGUGGAUGCAAGGCGUCUUCCUCUCUCACCACCCCUCACACAGAAGGGAGCUGACCUCAAGCUGUUCAGCUCAGGUCCAAGAGGCCUCCCUAGCCCUCCACCCUCAUGCCAUCCCCAUAUGCCAAGCUCCCUACAAACCCCACUGCACAGGACUCACCCAGUGGACCACUCUUCCUGCUUUGUCUGGACCUCUGGAGCAAGGGCGUCUCGGUCUAAGAGCCUCUCUUUAUAAGCAGCUCAGUGAGCCAGGCCCCGGCCAAGCAAUGAGUCACUGAAUCCCCCCAAGAACCCAGUGAGGUCAGGGCCGGCAGUGUGCCCAUUUACAGAUGAGUAUAUGAGGCUCAGAGAAGUGGAUUGCCAGCAAGGUGAAGCUCAGGCUCAAGUCAGUUGGCUGAACCUGUGCUCUUAAAAGUGGAGCUAUACCAACCCAUCUGCUUCCCGGAACCAUUCUCUUUGAGCCUCACAAGGGCACCAACCUGAUGGCCAGCCCAGGCUGGUCUCAGCCAGCAUUGGGUAUAGAUAGGUGAGUUAAGUUCUUGCCCUUGCAGGGCAGUCAGCUCCAGAAGCUUAUGGGGCUGACCCAAUUACCUAACCUAAUCUCCUUGUAUGUCAGGUUCCUUUUCUAUCAACUAAGGAAAAUGGUACAGGUAACCUCUUCCCUGGGGAUUGUGGUACAUUAAAGAUGUACAGCCUUAGAAACA
Molecule: messenger RNA, 7242 nt
Organism: Phacochoerus africanus (Common warthog)
Lineage: Eukaryota; Metazoa; Chordata; Mammalia; Artiodactyla; Suidae
Gene: CCDC13
Product: coiled-coil domain containing 13
Exons: 16
Coding region: 404-2554 (716 amino acids)
Biological process (GO): cytoplasmic microtubule organization; non-motile cilium assembly
Cellular component (GO): centriolar satellite
Source: RefSeq, a predicted model, not a curated record